Molecule: messenger RNA, 2191 nt
Organism: Dendronephthya gigantea
Lineage: Eukaryota; Metazoa; Cnidaria; Anthozoa; Malacalcyonacea; Nephtheidae
Exons: 2
Coding region: 88-1746 (552 amino acids)
Molecular function (GO): protein binding
Source: RefSeq, a predicted model, not a curated record
UUUUAUAUGCAUUACUUCAUCUAAGGCUUUAGCUUUACAAUGAAGUACGAUUAGUUGGCGGUUUUCGCAGGCGACGCAUCACCAUUCAUGGCAAACGUAGAAUUGGACGUGGCCAAACUCAAAGCCCUUGAAUGGAGCACGGUUCACCUCUCACUGGCCCAGUUGUUAGAGAAACACCGUUUGCCGCAGAUAGUCAAAAUCAUCGAGGGUUUCUAUGGUGAGGGCAACGAUUCCACCCUGUGCAGUGGUGCGAUAAUAUGCCUGCAAUCCGUCAAGGCUAUUCAGAAAGUGCAUGGUCGCUUGAAUUGGGGUAGAGGUAAAGAGAUUUCGAUUCCUCUCGAUUGUCGGUGCAAAGUUGAAGUGCGUUCAUCGAAUUUAAAAGAUGUUUACGAAAGCAUCGAAGAACUUUGUUCAGUGUUUCCAAAAUACGUUCGUGUCGUACAAGGCUGUCACAUAGAAUCGUCAAGCGAAGCUCUACUAAACGUCGGGGAUAAAUUGCAUUUGAAGGCCAAUAAGAACAAAAAAAUGACUGAAAUGAUAGUUUGUAUCAACCAGUAUGACGAGGAGAUCCAACUACCGAAAGACUGUGUCGCUUGCUUCCAACCCCUGGUCGAUGGAAAAGAGUACUACCUAUCGGAUGCUUUGAAGAAAUUCAAAAUGCCAUUAAAUGUACAAUUCGUGGAAUUUGACAGCAUCGGUGAAGAUGGGCGGUCGGAUAACAGACCCCCUUUCCAACCCUUUCGAACUAUUUGCCUGGACAGAAUCUCCAAAGAGAAGGUAAUUGAGGGAACUACGAUACUCGCUGACGGUCAAAAGCUUUCGAUGCAAGUCUCCCCUGACGUGGAUAUCGAGUUGGUUGUUUGCGAGGACUCGUUCCAAAAUAGCGCUGAUUAUGCUAAGGUUUUACAGAUCUUAAGCGAAGGAGCUACUAGCAAAGAUAGCAACACACAACCCCACAAGUCUGGUAAUGUUGACGAGAUCCAAAAAAGUACGCAAGCCAAGCUUACCCAACCAGCGGCCCUUAAGCCAUGCGCGAAAGAGCCAAAGCCAGUUGUUCUCCCAAAGCCGAAAACCAGAACUUCGAAUUUGAGCCACGCCGAACAGGACCCCAUUUACGAAGAAAUUAGAUUGAACGAGGGAGAACACAGCGAAUGCCAACUUGUCAUCAAAGAUUCAACAUGUACUGCCCUUGAUCCGACAGAUAUUUCUAACCACCAGUAUGAAAAGCCUACUGAGAAUCUGCUCUCACAGAGCUCAGAAAAACAUCUGAACAAACCACGCGAUUCACUACCCAUUAGACUUCCAGCUACAUUUAAGGUCGGGGAUUGUAAACACCCGAUAACUAAUAAUAGAUCAGAAGAUACUAACACCAAGCCAGAUCGUGCUGCAAAACUAGUCGAGAGUUGGUCUACGUCAUCCGACACGCACCCUCAGAAUCCUUAUACUAUCCCUGAUUGUCCCACUAAAACACCGGAUGUACACCCCACGUCCGAAUACAUGAAAGAAGAAAUUUACCAAGCAAUCGCCACAUAUCCAUCGGAUCUUUCAAGUUUGAAUGUUGGAGCUGUCGGCAGACUAUUAAACUAUUUGGGAAUGGAAAAACACGUUGAAUUAUUCGCCGAUGAGCUGAUAGACGGUUCAAUGUUGGCGAGCAUGGAUAGGAAAAGUUUACAAUCAUUGAACGUAGAUUCAUUCCAUGUCACGAAGCUGUUGAAAUUCAUCGAUGGAUGGCGACCUAAGGUUUGAGGCAUAUUCCCACAGACAUGACAAGUGCAGAUGACAAAACAACACCGGAAUCAAUCUUACAUGAAUUAGCCCACAGUCAUCUCGUGUGGAACUUUCAUUUCCGUUUCACAGAAGAUGAAAACACACUCGGAAGCAAUGUGAAACUUGAAAAGCCCUCGAAGCCUCUUUCAAUGAAUAUUUACUUGCAAUAUUGGACGUGAAAAAUUUCACCGAACAAUUGUAUUAAAGAUGUUUUUGUAAAGACGUUUGAAGCUUUCGAAACCAAACAGCGUGGGUUCCGCCUUCCAUGCAUAUUCCAUAUUUAAUUCAUCAAGUUAUUCGGAACGCAUGAAAAUAAUAUUGCUCAGCUGGACUUCCUUAUGUGAACUUUCGGAUUGAGCAAUAACGCUGUUUUCCUAAAUAUACUUUUCGUCUCGAUUAUUAUUGUUAUUAUUCUAAAUCUUUA